This is a messenger RNA of Ilex paraguariensis (yerba mate), 725 nucleotides long. Lineage: Eukaryota; Viridiplantae; Streptophyta; Magnoliopsida; Aquifoliales; Aquifoliaceae. The record is from the annotation of a GenBank genome assembly.
AAAGACAUACCCAAAGAAAAGAUGAGAGCGAUGAAGGUAAAGUGGACAACACAAGUAGUAAGUCCAGAUCGAGUGAGGACUCUUCCCCUCAAGAGGAUGAGAAAAAUUUUCCGGCCUUUGUUGGUUCCCAAGGACUUGUUGAGGAGGUAGAAACAAGUCUUACCAUAGUGUUAGAAGGAUUGAAUGAAGAAGUCCCUACAUAUGAGGAGGAUGUGGAAAGUUUUGAGGAUAUACAAAAUGCAUAUGAUCAAUUGUCUAAUCAAUUCCUCAAAAAACAAAAAAGAGUGCUUGUCUUAAGUGGUAGCGUAAAUACAAGUGAAGAAGACCGAAAAGGAUUCCAUGUGGACUUAGUGAAGUCCAAGGCUCAUACUUUUGGGAUCGAGGAAGAGAUGAAGUUUCUACAAGACAAAGUAAGCUUCCUUGAAAGAGCGUGUCAUGAACUAAUUGAGACGAAAAAGCAUCUUGACUCAAAAGUGAUAAAAUUAGAUAAAGACCUUCAUGAAUCGGAUGAACUCUCUAAGAGACUUCCCCUAACUUCAAAAAAGUUGAAUAAAAUGUGGUCUAUAGGGAAAAGCGUUGGUGACAAGUGGGGCUUAGGAUACACUAGUGAACACAUCACCACCACAUCUCCGAAGACCAUGUUUAUGAAGGGCAAUUCCAACCCACCACCCCAAGAGUUAAUACAAGCCCACCUAAGGCUAGAAAUGGUAAGUGUAUGCACUUAA